Nematostella vectensis (starlet sea anemone) is the source of this 1858-nucleotide messenger RNA. Its product is annotated as F-box/LRR-repeat protein 8. The transcript has a single exon. The coding region runs from base 76 to 1215 and encodes 379 amino acids. Gene Ontology annotation, molecular function: protein binding. The record is from RefSeq and is a predicted model, not a curated record. Lineage: Eukaryota; Metazoa; Cnidaria; Anthozoa; Actiniaria; Edwardsiidae.
GGGACAUUGUUGUGAUCAAAACACAAAUCAGCAAAAUCUAACCGGUUUCCCAAAAACUGCGAAUUCUGUUUCCUAAUGGAGGAAAAAUCAUGGGCAGAUUUGCCAGAUCACAUUAUUGUAUCAGUUCUUUCGUACUUACGUCUUCCCCAGAGAUCGCACGUUUCGCUUGUGUGUAAAUCCUGGCACGAAGCAUUUUGCUCACCGUUCCUUUGGCAUUCUUUUCGAUUCACAUUUACGGCUUCGGAGGAUUUCAAAUACCAACGCUGUCUCGACAAAUUAGGCCAAUAUUUCCGUCGAGUUGAAGUGUGCUGUGAUCAAGCAGAAGACAAAAAUCGCCAGAACGCUUGCAGAGCGAUUGAAGCAUUGGCAAAACUAAAGAAACGGCGAGUUGAACAUAUUUCCAUUAGAUUUAUUGGCGAGAAUCCUUUGUUCUACGCUGGCAAAGAAUUCAUUCGAAGCCUAAAAACACUCUUUGGGCCAGUCCCAGAGGGUACAGAAGCUAUUUUAGGCUUGAAAAGCGUAGACUUAAGAAAACUAUCAAUAGCAUUUGAAGACGAUUUAUUUCAUUGCUUGGUCGAGAAUAACUUUAAAAUAUUGGAAGAGCUGAAUAUCCAGAAUGCUUCCUUGGUUUGCAAAGUUACUUCCGGUUGCAUCUUAAAACUGGUCCAAAAGUGCAGAAAAUUAAUUUGCCUAGCUACUCAUUAUGGCAGCAUCACGGAAGACAUUUUAUUGGCUUUCACAGAAGAUGAGAGAUCAGCAUUACAAAACCUCUCAAUAUUGUGUAGAAGAGAGGAAAAAUAUGGUUUAGAUAUUUCUUCUAAGACAUGGACUGUUCUUAAAAACAAACUGCCGGGCCUUAAGGUGAACCUUGCGUUUGACAGCUCUUGCCCAAUGUUUAAGGUAAAUGCAAUUUUGAAACCUGAAAUACCAGUGAGUGACCUUAGAUUGGAAGUUCAAGCAAGACUUGUGUGCCAAGUUUACUUCGCUGCUGAACACUACUCCGGCACCUUGGAAACACUGUCACUAUCAACCACCAACAGCCCAGAACUUGAGAAUGCACUCAUUCACCUUGUGACCGCCUGCACUUACCUUAGACAGUUGUAUGUAUUCCAGUGCUAUAUUUCUCAGAAUGCCAAAACAGAGAUCUUAAAGAGACGACCUGAGUUAAAAAGGUACUUGUUAAAAACAAGGGAAACAGAUACAUUCUUCCCAUAACAACAACUCAGGAGUAAAAUAUAGCACUUUUAAAUUCAGAUCCCAGUGAUUUAUGUCUGUGGCAUGGUCAAAUAGAUGAUCGAAGGUUUAUACUUGAAACAGAAAACACUUCUACGCAUAGUAUCCAAGGGGAGAGGGGGUGGGGAGGUGUGAACAAAACAACUUCAAGUAAGACCUCUGACAUUUUUUCCAAAUAUAUAGGUAACAAUUCAUAAAGUUUAUGUAACAAUAAAACCAUGAAGAGUGAGUGAUACCUCUCUUUUAGCAGCCGCCCUUUGCACUUUGCCAAUUUGUUGUGGUUGCUUACUUAAUUGGUACUCACAAGAAAAAAAAUUAAACAGAAAAUACUCGUAUCUCACAUUAAAAGCUUAUACAACAAUAGGAGUUUUUUUUAUGCCCAGUGUAAACAACUUGGGCAUACAGUAGCCAGUAUGUGGCAAGCAAGACACUGAUUUAAUUAUGGCUUAUUUGCCAUUGUUACCGAAGGGUGGUUGAAAACCCUAUACCCAGGGAAGGGAGGGGGUCGCACCCCUGACGAUGGCAGAAAGUCUACUCCUGAUGUGCAAUAGUGUAGACAUACUAUUUGAAAACAAAACUAUAAAGCAUGAGCAUAAAUUAAAUAAAUAAAAGGCAUUCUAGAGCA